UGUCGGUUCCCUUAAAAAACAACUAUAGACAGAGAAUCCUAAUUCAAUUCAAAUUUAUGAUCUUAUAUAAGUCUAUCAAUACUUGAUCUCCAAGAAAGAAAUUAUAUGGAUGUAAAACAGAGCAAAGACAAGAAGAGCAGGGACAUGAAAAACAUCAGAACAAACACCGAUGUCGACGAGGAGGAGGAGUUAUCGUCGUCGUCGUCGUCUUCUGUCUAUCUCCCUCUUGAGUUGGUCUUCUCUGAGAUAUUCACCAGAUUACCCGUGAAGUCUCUGUUUCGAUUCAAGCUCGUCUCUAAAUCAAUCCUCUCUUUGACUCGCAACGACCCGUCUUUCUUCAAUCUCCACCUCUCUCGCUCGAAAACUCGCUUGGCAGCUACUACUCUCCUCAUCUCUGUAUUCUGCGGAGGUAAAUGGCGUGAAAUAUUAUCAGCAAAACUUGACGGAGGAGGAAGAAGAAGAAGAGGAAGAGUCACCCAACUCUUCACCAUGCCCAAAGUAGAUCAUACACAUUAUCGAACUUUGUCUUACGACGUUAAUGGCUUGCUCUGUUUGUCCAGUGACCCUCUGUUCAACAUAUGCCCGUAUGUUUGCAAUCCCACCACUCAACAAUUCGUCAAACUUCCCCCAAUCGAAGACAGAGCAAAUCAAAUUAUAUCUUAUUUCCUUGGCUUUGAUCCAUCUUCUAGUAAGUUCAAAGUGCUCAACUUUCACCUUUACAAUUAUUCUGUGAUCGCAUACGAUUAUCCGGGGAUCGCAUACCGUGUUUUCAUGUUGGGUGGUAGUUCGUGGAGGACAAUCCAUCCCAGUUUUCCGUUUGAAGAAAUAUGUGAUUGGUUUAUAAAAUCGGGUAGAAGCGUUUGUUUAAACGGCACAAUCCAUUGGUUUGUUAAAGCAAAGAAUGCCAUCGUGGCAUUCGACUUGAAAGAUGAAAACUUUUUUGUAAUCCCAGCCCCCAACUGUGUUGUCAUGCCAGAAUCCAAAUCCGAAUCCGAAUCAGAAUCAGAAGCUGUUCUAGUUCAAGUGAAUGGUGUUUUGGCUGUCAUUCAUUACAAACGUGAUAGUUCUAAUAAAACGAUGGAGAUGUGGGUGUUGGAGGAUUACCAAAGACAUGUUUGGAUCAACCAUGUUAUUACUAUUGAUUUUUCAUCUCACAACUAUAAAUAUUUUUGUCCAAUUGGUUCUAUACCUACGGGUGAGAUCUUGCUAGUGCCUUUUACCAGUUGGGCUUUGGCGUGGGGAGUUCGCAUACCGAUGAUUUAUUAUGAUACGAAGGACAAAAGUUGUAGGAUUAUUGAAAAUUGCUCAACUGCCUCAAUGUGUGCCUUGGGGUUAUAUUGAUGUUCGAGGAAUGACGACUUAU
Molecule: messenger RNA, 1363 nt
Organism: Camellia sinensis
Lineage: Eukaryota; Viridiplantae; Streptophyta; Magnoliopsida; Ericales; Theaceae
Product: F-box protein At2g21930-like
Molecular function (GO): protein binding
Source: RefSeq, a predicted model, not a curated record